Messenger RNA from Pogoniulus pusillus (Red-fronted tinkerbird), 1669 nucleotides. It is a transcript of the gene C28H3orf38, whose product is annotated as chromosome 28 C3orf38 homolog. Lineage: Eukaryota; Metazoa; Chordata; Aves; Piciformes; Lybiidae. The record is from RefSeq and is a predicted model, not a curated record.
CCGUUCCAGAGCUCCAGGCGGGGCAGGGGCAGCGCCGCUGGUUCCGGAGCGCUGGGCCUGCCAUGGCGUCGCUGGGCCUGAGCGAGUGGGAGCGAGCCGGGUGUCGAGAGCUCCUGGAGUUCCUAGACGGAGGACUGAUGGCGCUGACGGACACCGUCACCAACCGCCUGAUUUCUUUACUUGCAGAAGCCAUUCAUGCCAUUUUGAUUUACAGCCAGAGUGCUGAGGAACUUCUGAAACGCAGGAAGGUCUAUCGAGAAAUAAUUUUUAAGUAUUUAGCAGCACAAGGAAUUCCAGUGCCUCCUUCCUCUGAGAAACAUCUUCUCAUUGAUCGUGUAAAGCAGUACUGGCGUAGGCAGCUGACAACAGGAGCCUCAGAGUCAGAGGAGAGAAGACCAAAGGCAAAGAGUCAUGGAGAGAGGCAAAAGUCACAAGAUGAUAUUCGUGGUCUAGGAGAAGAAUUCUGUCAGUGGUUCUUUGAACUCCUUAAUUCUCAACAUCCUUUGGGAGUAAAAUCUGAAGAAACAUGGGGACCACAGCAUUUUUGGGAGAAUGCCAAAAUGAAGUUCUGUUACAACACGUUAGAAAAAAACACAGAAGAAUAUGUUGGUGCAGAAAUGGUGAGCCUUCGCUUACUUUCACUGGUUAAAGAAGAAUAUCUUCUAUUCAAUCCUAAUUUGCAUGCCAGUGGACUGAAAUGUGUCAUGUCUCGACAUGGGCUAGUGCUGGUAGCAGUAGCUGGCACAGUACAUAGAGACAACAUUUGUUUGGGCAUCUUUGAACAAAUUUUUGGACUCAUUAGCUGUCCCUCUAGGGAAAACACAUGGAAAAUAAAAGUUGUGAGUCUUAAAAUAGUUGGACAGAGUGCUCUGGAACCUGGGAUGCAAGUUGAAAACCCCUCCAUAAAAUACAAAUCAAGUCAACUGCAAGAGUUUUAUGAUGGGAAAGAACUGACUGUGUUUGAACCUUAGAAAUUCUGAGCAGUAUUGUGACAGCUGGGCGAAGAGGGGAACUCAGCAGCACUUGUGGCGCACAACUGAAUAUUGAAAUGGUUGCAGCAACGCAACGUCUGUUUUGAGAUUUGAUGGAUGACAAAGUGAUGCUACAGAGUCCAACGUAUUAAUGCGGGUGAUUCUUUUGUGCUCCUUUCCAAGAACUAACAAAUAUUUCUGAGUAUUACUUUAGGUUUUAUACUAAGGAAUGGAGUUAGUUUGAUAAUUCUUGGUUACAAACCAUGGUUAUGGUAAAAAAAUCUGUUGUCAACAGUAUAUAGUAAACUGGGUCACUCUGAGUUCACAAACUGUAGGUUGUUCCAGGUCACUAGUUUAAGCUUUCAUGUGAGUUGUAACAAGAAGGUGUUGCAUCUGUUUUUUUGAGAUUGGAACUGGUGAGUGGUCUAAAUGAAUGUUUUAAGUCCCCCCAGAAAAAGUCUGCUGCUUCAGGAGUAUUUGGACAGAACAGGCAAAGCAAUGUGAAUGGUAACUGCUGUCAUCACAGUCGUUUAAUGGGACAAUUCAUGGAAAUCACUGAAGUUGAUUUUCCUUUUGGCUAAUAGCUUCCUUUCCUUUUACCUUAUGUAAUGAAUACAGACAAACUGUGUUAGGAAUUUAUGAAUUAUAAAUAAGGCAGAGAUGUUAAUAAAAAAUAUUAAUGUUUAUUAAUAUAAAAA